Molecule: messenger RNA, 1188 nt
Organism: Zasmidium cellare ATCC 36951
Lineage: Eukaryota; Fungi; Ascomycota; Dothideomycetes; Mycosphaerellales; Mycosphaerellaceae
Exons: 1
Coding region: 1-1188 (395 amino acids)
Molecular function (GO): 6-phosphogluconolactonase activity; protein binding
Source: RefSeq, a predicted model, not a curated record
AUGGCGGCCACGGCGGUGUCGGCGACGAACCUCUUCGUGGCGGAUUACAGCGGCAAUAUCACGACGCUGAACCUUAGCGAGCAGAAUGGCUCAUACACUUUGGAGAAGACUCACGAAAACGACGGCUGUGCGCCGAACCCUUCCUGGCUCACCAUCGACGCCGGCCGCGGUCUGCUGUAUUGCAUGAACGAAGGCCUGGCGGAAAACUCCAACGGCUCACUGGCAUCCUUCAUCAUCAGCACCGACGGCAGUCUCAAGACCGUGCAGAACACCACCACUCCCAGCGGACCGGUCAGCGGCAUCAUCUACGGCGAACCGGCGGGUCAGCGGGGGAUUGCGCUGGCACAUUAUGGAGGCAGUGCGGUUAGCACGUGGAAGUUGGAGAACAAUGGCAGUUUCACCGAGAAUGAGGAGUUCUUCUACUAUCUCGACCAGCCGGGCCCUGUUGCCGAUCGACAGGAUGCGCCGCAUGAGCAUGAGGCGAUUACAGAUCCCACGGGCCAGUAUAUCCUCGUGCCGGACUUGGGCGCGGAUGUCGUGAGAGUGUUUUCUUGGGAGCAGGAGAGUUUGGCGUUGAAGACACUCGAGUCGCUCAAAGCCGCUGCUGGUUCAGGCCCUCGCCACGCGGCGUUCUAUACGCCAUCUGGAUUGCCUGGGAGUACGACGUAUUUCUACCUCGUGGCCGAACUCGCCAGCACCGUGACUUCGUAUGCGGUGACAUACCUCCCGGACAACAAGGGCUUGAGCUUCAAGGAACUCAGCAGCCAACCCACCACAGGCCCCUACACCCUCCACCGCACCAACGCCCCCGCCGAAAUCCACAUCUCCCCCGACAACCGCUUCGUCGUCAUCUCCAACCGCAACGACUCCUCCUUCUCCCUCCCGCAAUCCAACGGCACCAUCAUCGAGUCCGACUCCCUCUCCACCUUCGCCCUGAGUCCCGACAGCGGAGAACUCACCUUCCAUCAACUCUGGGCCGCAGGGGGAUCUUUCCCACGACAUUUCUCGAUUUCCGCGACGGGGAAUCUUGUGGCGGUGGGGCUGCAGAAUGAUCAGAGUGUUGUCGUGCUGGAGAGGGAUGUGGUGAGUGGGUUGAUUGGCGAGCCGGUGGGGAGGGUGAAUGUUGGGGGCAAUGUUACGGCUGUGGUGUGGGAUCAGGAGAGGGCGCUGGGUGGGCUUGGGGAUUAG